UAAAAAUAAACAUAUCUGUUGAUAUUUUUGCGAAUUAUGAGUGCUCCAGCAGCCCCGAUGGGCAUACAGUGCACCGCGGGUGCGGUGCCUAUUCGAAAUGAAAAAGGGGAGAUUUCUAUGCAAAAGGUUAAGGUACAGCGUUAUAUAUCUGGUAAGCGACCCGAUUAUGCACGCGCUGACUCCAGCUCGGAUGAGAGUGAUGAUGAUGACUUCGUGGAUACUCGAAAGCGCUUGGAGCGACAUAAAGCGGAGCGCCACAAACUCGAGCUGUCGCGUCGAGAAAGUGGAGACGAGAAGACAGAAGAGCAAGAGGAUGAGGCAGAGAUAGAUGAUCCACGGCUUCGGCGUCUGCGUGCACGACCAGUGGAUACUGAAGAUUUGGAGCGCGAACGCCGCGAGCGUCACAGACACAUUCAUGAGCCGGAAUUAAUGGAAAGCGCUAGCGAAGAUGAAGAACCUGCUGCAGACGAAAACGGCGAGCAGCAGCGACGAUUAGAGCGCACUACCAAUAAGAUCACCCUGGCAUCAGAGUCCGACACGGACUCAGAGCUAAGUGACACUGAAUUGGAGAAGCGUCGCUUAAGGUUGCGAUCACGUAUGUUGCAGCAGCAGCGAGAGGAAGAAGUGCUCCAAAAAGAAGACGAGAAACAAUCGGAAUCAUCGGAAUCGGAGAGCUCCGAAUACGAAGAAGAAACAGAGAGCGAAGAAGAAAACGAACCGCGUCUGAAGCCGCUCUUUGUGCGCAAACGAGAUCGAGCGACCAUACAAGAGAAGGAACGUGAAGCUCAGAAACAAAAGCAAUUGGAAGCCGAGGCCAAACGAGCUGCAAAAGAGAGAAGACGCGCCACAUUGCGAAUGGUGGAGGAGAGUGUAAAGAAGGACUUGGAGAAGAUCAAGCCAGAGACCAACGAAGCAUGCAUAGACGAUGUGUGCACAGCCGAUGAGAACGAUGAGGUGGAGUACGAGGCAUGGAAAUUGCGCGAAUUGAAACGUAUGAAACGAGACCGAGAAGAGCGCGAAAACGCUGAACACGAAAAACUGGAAAUCGAGCGUAUGCGCAAUCUCACCGAAGAGGAGAGACGCCAGGAGCUCCGGUCGAAUCCCAAACUCGUUACCAACAAAGCAACCAAAGGCAAAUAUAAAUUCCUGCAAAAAUACUAUCAUCGUGGCGCGUUCUAUCUGGACGAGGAGAAUGAAGUGCUGAAGCGAGACUUUGCCCAGGCUACGCUAGAAGAUCACUUUGAUAAAACCAUUCUGCCCAAGGUGAUGCAAGUGAAGAACUUUGGACGCUGUGGUCGUACCAAGUACACGCAUUUAGUUGAUCAGGAUACCACAAAAUUCGAUUCACCAUGGUAUGCUGAGACGUCCAAUAACAUGAAAUUUCAUAACGAGCGCGCCGGCGGCAUGAGGCAGCAAUUCGAGAAGCCAACGGGCUCCAAACGGAAGAAGUUGGAAUAAUAAAAAUAAAAGUGUAAAGUGGAAAAAUAAAUACAAAUUAGA
Drosophila arizonae is the source of this 1500-nucleotide messenger RNA. RefSeq names its product Microfibril-associated protein 1 (gene Mfap1). The record is from RefSeq and is a predicted model, not a curated record. Lineage: Eukaryota; Metazoa; Arthropoda; Insecta; Diptera; Drosophilidae.